AUGAGGCGGGACGUGCGCAUCCUGCUGCUCGGCGAAGCCCAGGUGGGGAAGACGUCGCUGAUCCUGUCCCUGGUGGGCGAGGAGUUCCCCGAGGAGGUCCCUCCCCGGGCAGAAGAGAUCACUAUCCCUGCAGACGUCACCCCGGAGAAAGUGCCCACCCACAUCGUGGACUACUCAGAAGCUGAGCAGACAGCCGAGGAGCUCCAGGAGGAGAUUCACAAGGCCCAUGUGGUGUGUGUGGUGUACGAUGUCUCUGAAGAGGCCACCAUCGAAAAGAUCCGGACCAAGUGGAUCCCCCUGGUGAACGGGAGGACCACAAGGGGGCCCAGGGUGCCCAUCAUCCUGGUGGGCAACAAGUCAGACCUGCGGCCCGGGAGCUCCAUGGAAGCUGUGCUGCCUAUCAUGAGCCAGUUCCCAGAGAUUGAGACCUGUGUGGAGUGCUCAGCCAAGAACCUGCGGAACAUCUCGGAGCUGUUCUACUAUGCCCAGAAGGCUGUCCUGCAUCCCACAGCGCCCCUCUACGAUCCUGAAGCCAAGCAGCUGAGACCCGCGUGUGCCCAGGCCCUCACGCGCAUCUUCCAGCUCUCAGAUCAGGACCUGGACCAGGCGCUCAGUGACGAGGAGCUCAACGCCUUCCAGAAGUCCUGCUUUGGGCACCCCCUGGCCCCCCAGGCCCUGGAGGAUGUGAAGACUGUGGUGUGCAAGAAUGUGGCAGGCGGCGUGCGGGAUGACCGGCUGACUCUGGAUGGCUUCCUCUUUCUGAACACGCUGUUCAUCCAGCGUGGCCGGCACGAGACCACGUGGACCAUCUUGCGGCGCUUCGGCUACAGCGACACUCUCGAGCUCGCAGCUGACUACCUCUUCCCGCCGCUCCAUGUACCCCCCGGCUGCAGCACCGAGCUCAACCACCUGGGAUACCAGUUCCUACAGAGGGUAUUUGAGAAGCAUGACCAGGACUGUGAUGGCGCCCUGUCGCCUGUGGAGCUGCGGAGCCUCUUCAGCGUGUUCCCAGAAGCCCCCUGGGGUCCGGAGCUCCCGCACACAGUGCGCACCGAGGCCGGCCAGCUGUCCCUGCACGGCUUCCUCUGCCAGUGGACCCUGGUGACCUAUCUGGACGUCCAGCGCUGCCUCGAGCACCUUGGCUACCUGGGCUACCCCACCCUUUGCGAGCAGGACUCCCAGUCCCAGGCCAUCACAGUCACCCGCGAGAAGAGGCUGGACCAGGAGAAGGGGCAGACGCAGCGCAGUGUCCUCCUGUGCAAGGUGGUGGGGGCACGAGGAGUGGGCAAGUCCGCCUUCCUGCAGGCGUUCCUUGGCUGUAGCCUGGGGGUGAGCGACACCAGGGAGUCUCCUGAGGAGCCACCCGCCUAUGUCAUUGACACGGUGCAGGUCAACGGGCAGGAGAAAUACUUGAUUCUGUGUGAGGUGAGCGCAGACAGCCUGCUGGACGCCUCGGUGGAUGCUGCCUGUGAUGUCGCCUGCUUGAUGUUCGACGGCGGCGACGCAGACACCUUUGCACACUGUGCCAGCAUCUACAAGCGCCAUUACAUGGACGGGCAGACCCCCUGCCUCUUCAUCUCCUCGAAGGCUGACCUGCUCGAAGGCGUUGCCCCAACCGGCCUGGCCCCUGCUGAAUUCUGCCGCAGGCACCGGCUGCCUGCCCCAGCCGUGUUCUCCUGUGCCGGCCCUGCCGUACCCAGCACCGUCAUCUUCACCCGGCUUGCUACCAUGGCAGCCUUUCCGCACCUGGCCCAUGCAGAACUUCACCCGACCUCCUUCUGGAUCCGGGGCGUGCUGGGGGUCCUCGGGGCCGCCGUGGCCGCAGUCCUGAGCUUCUCCCUCUACCGGGUCCUGGUGAAGAACCGAUGAGGCCCCCACAAGGAGCCCCUCACCUGACCCGGGCCUGGUUGGGCCCUGCAGGGGCAGCACAGCCACGCGUGUGGACUCCCAACCUGGCAGUCGCCCUUGGCCCAAGCCCUGGUGUGUUGGGGUCACCACUUUUGUCUAGACCUUUGCUUUUGAAGACAGGCUGCCCCACAGAGCCCUCUGUUCUGCCAUGCCACUGCCCCGACUCCUGUCCAAGCCUGGGGUGGGCAGCAGUGGGUGGGCUGGGCGGCAGCUCUGGUGCCAGGCAUUGCCUCACCUCUGUGUUUGUUGGGCUGGGGCCCAGGUGAGGAAGCCAGCAACAGACCCAGAAUCCUCAGGGCUCCAGCCCUCUUCCUGGUCUUGGGUGGCCAGUGGGUACCAAGGGGGCUGGAAGGCAGAGCUUCAGCCAAAGGUGGGGGUUGGGUCAGGGCCCCCCCACCCUUCCAUUCAACGUGGGCCCUUUUCCACUGUUGCAAGACAUGAGAUUGGGUUUCCUGAUUAAACUCACUUGUGUUCUUUCCACUUUCGGA
Messenger RNA from Carlito syrichta (Philippine tarsier), 2396 nucleotides. It is a transcript of the gene RHOT2, whose product is annotated as ras homolog family member T2. The transcript has 19 exons. The record is from RefSeq and is a predicted model, not a curated record. NCBI's taxonomy places the organism in Eukaryota, Metazoa, Chordata, Mammalia, Primates, Tarsiidae. The coding region runs from base 1 to 1869 and encodes 622 amino acids. Gene Ontology annotation, biological process: small GTPase-mediated signal transduction; mitochondrion transport along microtubule; regulation of mitochondrion organization. Gene Ontology annotation, cellular component: mitochondrial outer membrane. Gene Ontology annotation, molecular function: GTP binding; GTPase activity; calcium ion binding.